AUGAAUCGCCAUGUGAAGACGGCGGAAAAGGUGACGCUCGAUACAGAGGCCGUCGAGAAGCUGAAGGUGAACAUGGCCGAUUUCGAGCUGGCCUUGGAGAAUGAUAUCAAGCCGGCUUUUGGAAGAUCAGGAGACUGUGCAAAAGUUCCUACGUCGCGGCUAUAUCCCAUGGCAACACGCGAACCGGAAAGCAUCGGAUUCGUCACCUGCUUGUUGUCAGGGGCUUCUGGUUCCGGGAAAUCCUGUAUCGCGGCCAGAAUCGCCAAGGAAUCCGAGUUUCCGUUUAUUAAGGUGGUCUCCCCAGCGACGAUGGUCGGCUUCUCAGAGAUGGCGAAAUGCCAGGCACUGCACAGGGCUUUCUCGGAUGCGAUCAAGUCUCCGCUUUCCAUCCUCUUCCUCGACGAUAUCGAGUCGCUUCUCGAUUAUACACCGCUUGGACCUCGUUUCUCGAACCUCGUGCUGCAAGCGCUACGUGUGCUGUUGCGCGACCCUGUCCCCGAGGGCCAUCGGCUUCUCGUAUUGGCCACAACAUCGGAGCGCGAAUUCCUCGAGCACGCUGGCUUGCUGAAAUUCUUUGACCACCAAAUCCACGUGCCAAUGCUGUCGGAGCCUCGUCAUGUGAUCGCUGUGAUGCAGUCCUCCAAUGUUUUCACCGCCGCUGAGCUGCAGACGGCCGAUAAACAGCUGCGAGAGCUGAAACAAAGAGCCCAAAUCCACAUCGGUGUAAAGCGUGUCCUCGGACUGAUCGACUUUGUCCGCCGCUCCGACGGUGACCGCGCCGCUCUUCUCGUCUCACAGAUCGAAGCCAUGGGAAUGGGCAUUGAA
This is a messenger RNA of Mesorhabditis spiculigera, 825 nucleotides long. The record is from the annotation of a GenBank genome assembly. NCBI's taxonomy places the organism in Eukaryota, Metazoa, Nematoda, Chromadorea, Rhabditida, Rhabditidae.